This is a messenger RNA of Lingula anatina, 2862 nucleotides long. RefSeq names its product beta-1,4-N-acetylgalactosaminyltransferase bre-4. Gene Ontology annotation, cellular component: Golgi apparatus. Gene Ontology annotation, molecular function: N-acetyl-beta-glucosaminyl-derivative 4-beta-N-acetylgalactosaminyltransferase activity; galactosyltransferase activity. The record is from RefSeq and is a predicted model, not a curated record. Gene Ontology annotation, biological process: carbohydrate metabolic process; glycosphingolipid biosynthetic process. NCBI's taxonomy places the organism in Eukaryota, Metazoa, Brachiopoda, Lingulata, Lingulida, Lingulidae.
AUGUACAAAUAUAUAGUAAAGAGCAUGAAGCUUAAAUCCUUGCAUCUAUUGUAUGAAUAUUUCUUGGUGUGAUGAUGCAACUUAAAGAUACAAAAUAUAAAUUUCAUUAAACAAAUUAUGUUCACGGAGUACAAGUUCAGAAAACUUUAGAAAUAUAAGUACAGAAAAUUUUAUUAAAAAUCUAAUUAAAGUAUCUCUAGGUAAAGUGGGGUAAAUAAAUAUGAAUAUUUAUGUUAAAUUUAGAUUAGAAUGUGCAAAAUCUGUAGACUAAAGAAUAAACACAGUUCUAGGUUUAAAAAAGGUUUUUAAUUUUUUUUCUUUAUUUGCAUAUGAUAACAUCUCCAUCAUGAGUCAUUACCACAUGGCCUGCACUUUGAAUAUUUGGCCAGUAACUUCGUAAUAAAGCUGGCCAAAGUCUGGCUUGUGCAUUUUCGGUUUGUCCAGUAACUUUCAGAGCACACUGGCCAAAUUGGCCUGUACUAUUUCAAACAAAGGUCAAACACUGUCGGCCAAGCGUCUCCUUUUGCCUUUGUCCAUUGUUUGAUCCAGACUACUACAUGUAUCUAUAUGAAGUAGAAGAACAUCCAAGUGAAAUGAGAUAAACUGUUGCAUUUUAAAAACAGAGAACGAGAAUACGACGGAAAUCAAAGGGACGGAAAACUUAUCAUCAGCAGACAUGACAUUAAUUUUUUUUGUAAAUGGAGUUAACUAAUUUUUCCCCUAAUUAGUCAGAGACAUUUUACGAUCUGGGUCUAUGCAAGUGGGAUAUCGCACACUGCGGACAGUUAGCACCAAUCGCGGGAGAAUAUGGCGACGCGACCACCGCGGAUUCAUGUAGACCAGCGAAAAUGUCUGAGAUACUUGAUUGUUUCGGUUUCUAUACUUUUGCUGUCUCAAUUUACAGUAAGUCUCUAUUUCACAUACGUGAAAUCAUCGACAGUGACAUUUAAAAGGAAUUUUGACCCAACAUCAAGUGAUACACCCUUUGGCAUAGUAGGACGAUUACUGGUAUCUUCUCCUCUUCCAUCAUCAUCUUCAUCAUCAUCAUCAUCAUCACCAUUAGCGUCCACCAGUGCCUCUGUAUUAACAUCCGCCUUGCCAUCAUCAACAUCAACUUCAAUACCUUCACCAACAACAUCACCGCAAUCAAUUAAGUCAACUACACCGUUAACCACGACAUCAAAACCUCCUGACGCUAAAUUGAAGACAGUUAAACCAACUGGAAUAUCAUCAUCCACGGCCGGGACAAACUUUACCACGACAGAAGGGCCAAGCACCAGUUGGGACGGAAGGUGUGGGGAGUUGCCUGCAGGACUUGAGGGACGCAGGGUGGUCAACAUGAUGCCGCCAUCUUGGGAAGACCUGCACCAAAAAUUCAGUGGUACUAGUAGCGGCAUUCUUCCUGGCGGACGCUGGAAGCCUAAAGACUGCGUUCCACGGACCCAUGUGGCAAUAAUUAUUCCGUUCAGAGAGCGCUACGAACAGUUACGGGUAUUUCUUAACAACAUGCAUCCACUUCUCCAGAAACAACAGUUGAAUUACGGAAUAUAUAUAAUUGAUCAGCGUGUUGGGUUCCACUUUAACCGUGCAAUGUUGAUGAACGUAGGGUUUGUAGAGGCAGGAAAAAUCGAGGAUUACGACUGCUUUAUUUUCCAUGACGUAGACCUGAUAGCGGAAAACGAGCUGAAUAUGUAUAGUUGCCCCGCAAAGCCGAGGCACAUGUCUGUCCUUAUUGACAAGUUUAACUACAAACCUCAAUACUCGUACAUUUUUGGCGGUGUGACUGCGCUGACCAAAGAGCACAUGCACAGGGUUAACGGCUACCCUAACCUCUACUUCGGUUGGGGCGGCGAGGACGAUGAUAUGUCUGCAAGAAUACGAAGUAAAGGCGCACCAGGGUUAAGUAGAGUUCCCGGAGAGAUAGGAAGAUAUAAAAUGAUUAAACACAAGCGAGAAAAAAGUAACCCUGUAAAUCCCCUUCGGAUUAAACUUUUAGCCACAGCCAAGACGAGGUUUUCAACCGAUGGUUUAAACAGUCUGGCUGGGAAAUACUCUGUGCUCAGAGUGGAACAACUUCCAUUGUACACACGAAUCGAAGUAGACCUGGAUGAAAAGGGAAUUUUUAUGCAAAAACAGGUGGAAAAGUUUCGAAACAAUAGCUUUAUACAAGGUGCUCUUAAGAUGAACGAGACCUUCAUAACCAUGCCCUCAACUACCACGUCCACCACACCGAAGCCAACAACUACUACGCGAUCAGUGCCACAGCAACUUCUGCAUCUUAUAAAGUCUGUUUUUAAAUGACCUCUCAAGAGAAGACAAAGCUAAGAGAAACGCAAAGUGGCGAAUGGCCUCUCAGGAGAAGACGAAGCUAAGAGAAGAGAGAAGCGGUGAUAUGUCUGUCACGUCCCUUCAUCAGUCCACAUGCAGCUUGGGCCACCUACUUAAGAUGAAUACUGAGGCAGACGUGGGUAACAAAGCCGGGGGUUGGUCUCACGACGCCGUCCCGCGCUGCAAAUGCCAGCGAGACAGUUUAAUCGUUAAAAAGCUUUAUUUUUGAGAAAAUCCGAAGGAUUUCACGAAGUUGUUAUUUACUUCUCUCCAAGGAUUAUGCCUAAAACGCUGUUAUCUAGUAAAUGACAUUUUACUAGUUUGCUUUUGCUUGAGAUGUGAUACAUUCGAUGCAGCUCAUAGACAUUUUACAAUCUGCAGGCUGUAAUUAUAUAGAAGUAAGUCAAUGUUUUUAUAAUUAAGGGUGAGAAUUACUUACAAACGUGUAAGGGGCAACUUAUGAAAGUCUACAUUUACUACCUUUUUGUUUUAUUUUGAUCAUAAAUAAACAGAGAAAAAAUAAAUAAAAAAUUA